AUGGCGGCGUCAGACUAAGGAGCAGCCAGAGUCGCUUUGGGAAAGUAGGGAAUCGAGGGAGAGAGAUUAAAAGGAGCAAGGGAGACGCGGAAGGGAAAAAAAGAAAAACGCUUCCCUCAACGAAUGACGAGUCACUGGCGUUCAGCCAAUCAGCGCGAGUCUCCCGUGAUACCCUCCCGCGCACCGUCACUCGCCCCCGCCGCCCCCCUUUCCUCGCCAUCGCGGUAGAUCGGCGAAAUACUUUCAGCAACAGGCGACUUUCACCCCAAGCUCGGGCUCGUCGGCACUGGGACGUUGUUCUGUCAGUUUCGGUUUUGCGUGGUCGCGUUUGCCAAUAAUAAAAACACACGUACUGUCGAGCGGGGAAGGCACCUUCGGUUUGUUUUAUUUAUUGCUUUCUCGUUCUAAAGGAACAGCUAAUGCCGUUGGCAAAACGCGUGGGCUGUGUGCUCGUCUAAGGAACAGCCGCAUAGGGGAAGGAAAAAAGAAAAAGGCCGUCAGCUCUUCUCACAAACUGAGGUGCCAACCACCACUUCGCUUCGGCCGCAAGCUUUGAACAGUUCAGUCGGUGACCGUUCCAUUCAUCGAACAGUCGCUGCGGCCUUUGCCAACUUCUGCCUGCUCGGACCAGCGCCACCGGUACAAGACAUUUGCCAACGGCACCAGCGCUCAACCAUCCCUGUCGCUAUGAGGAACGUCCGCGGGUCACUUCCGGUUCCUGUCGUGGCCUUGUGCUGGCUGCUGGUGGCGAGCUCCGUCGCGUCGACCAAGCGCCAUGACGACGAAGACGAGCUGUCGUCGGUGGUGGUGAGCGGCGGCGGCCCAGUCGUCGUGGGCGGCGGAGGGGGGGACGCGGUGGACACGCUGACCACCAUCGAAUGCCACCGACGCGAAUACUCGUUCCGAGCCACGCGCACCGACGCCAACGGGAACCGCUGUUGGGAUGACGUCACCGCCAUGUCCUGCUGGGGGCGCUGCGACUCCGGAGAGAUUGCCGACUGGCGGUUCCCGUUCAAGAAAUCCUUCCAUCCUGUCUGCACGUACGGCUCGCGCAAGCUGGUGCGCACGCAGCUGCGCUUCUGCGAUCCCGACGACCUGGACGAGAGGGACGAGUUGCGCGUGUACGAGUACUACGAGGCACUCAGCUGCUCGUGCCAGGUGUGCGACUCCACCUGGACCAGCUGCGAGGGCUUCAGGCAUCCCUAGACUCUACCGGCGGCCCAGGAAGAACGGCAGCAGCCUUCCACCACGGGCCCCAAGGCACACUGGGGCCCGGGACUGCGUGGGACUCUGCAGGGCAAGACGCUGCUGCCGUUCUGAGAAAUCAUGUCGUCACCCCUCGCCACGCCCGGAGAGAGACGGACUGAAAGAGCUCACGUAAUGCGGGGAAAGAAAAAGAAAAUCGCGACGAGGAACCUGCAUUCUUGACCGAUCACUUUCGGGGACACGAGCACUCGUGGCAAGAUUUCGUCUGCAUCAGUUGUCUAUAAGUGCUCCUCGCACCAUGACCAAGAUCGCAGUGCAGGCGGCGCGUGUCUCUCGUGCUGGCCUUGCGCCCCACCGUAACUGAACGGGAAGUAGGCAAAAACAAAUCGAAGAAGAAAGCUAGCUAUCAACACUGUCUAAAACGCGCUUAAAGCAUGCGUACGCAAUCUUGGCCCCAGUUAACAUACGCUGGUGCGGCCAACAUAUAACAUACGGGUUUGGCGACGUCACAGCUGAUGGCGAGCGAACACUGGCGGAAAGCAGGCGAUAAGGAUGCUUGCCUGCAUAUACCAGUGACCCCCUUGAACAUUCUGGUAAGAUGCAGUAUCGUAAGACAAGUCCCUCAGGCAUUUCGACAACGCCUCUAUUACUCCCCACGGGAGAGCAGAAAAGUGGACAAAGUCCAUUCUCUCGCUGCCAACACCGCCUAUAAGCAUAUUAUGGGUCGUAUUGUAAAAUAUUCAAAGGUUCUUGCGUGUAUCGUGACACGCUCCAUUUCACCAGAGUGUUCCAUUUGGUCUCUAUUGUAUGCAACCACGAGUCAAUUUCGACAGCUAGCUUUGUUCGUCAGAUAUGAUCUUCGCCCAUUUCCGAUUAAGUUACGGUGGGCGCGGGGCAGCCGCCGAGAGAUGUCGCGACGUGCAGGUGUCCCGAAAUCCCAGUACUGAGGACGAAGCACGCUGCAUCGGCACGGGAACGCUGUCACCGGUAGAAUCCGCAUCAUAGAAGCACACGUGAUCUAGCCAGAGCGUCCCCGAAAGCGACCGAUUUGUUCCCUUGGAUGUCUUCUUGGGUGGGUACCAAUGCACCGGGCACACGGCGUGGAGAAGCCAAACGCAGUGUCUGUAUUAGUUUAGAGCGAGAAACGUGCUGUCUUCUCUUCUUCGGCGUCCUUGUUUUUAGCGCAGUUAAAACCAUUACAGAAUGAACGUAGUCUAACUUGAUGAAAACUGAUUUCGUGGGUAUUGAAACAUCAAACUUCUUUACAUUGGUGGCGAAUUUUUCAAGCCAUGUAAACAAGAAUGUUAUUGUAUAUUCUUACAAAAGCAGUGAAAUAUAAUUUGAGACUUGUUUCAUUAUUUUAUUACUUUGGACUGUAGUUCUUCAGAAUAUAUUUGACAAUGGAGGACUGUUUACAGGCCUGCGCGGUUCGACAACUCUUGCACAUCACAAACGUGAGGAGUCAAGUUGAAUGACGCCUGGCCCACGUCAAUGAGCAUUGGACACUAUUCUUGAUCAACGGCUGUCGUUGGCUUACACCUUCACCCCUGCGCAGGACCUCUAGUUGAGAGCCUACAUUUCUACAGUAUUAGAU
Molecule: messenger RNA, 2800 nt
Organism: Rhipicephalus sanguineus (brown dog tick)
Lineage: Eukaryota; Metazoa; Arthropoda; Arachnida; Ixodida; Ixodidae
Gene: Gpb5
Product: thyrostimulin beta-5 subunit
Exons: 3
Coding region: 688-1206 (172 amino acids)
Biological process (GO): G protein-coupled receptor signaling pathway
Cellular component (GO): extracellular region; cytoplasm
Molecular function (GO): hormone activity
Source: RefSeq, a predicted model, not a curated record